AUGGAUAUAAGAUCAGCUAUAUGCAAUCUCAUUAAGACUGUGUUAAACUUCAUAACAGAACCUAAACUUAGGACUUAACUCAACGAACUUUAUAAUCUAGCAUCCAUAUCCAAUUCUAAUCUAGAUGACAUAUAAAGGCUCAUGAAUAACCUUGGAAAGGGAUCAACAAUUCAUCAUAGAGUCGUUUCCUAACCUUUCUCACUUAAUUCUCCUAAACCCUCUUAAAAAAUUUCAGCUCAAUCUGGAGCAAGUGUUUCUGCAUUCUCUAAUGGAAUUAACACUAAAUUUGCAAGUUUUGGAAGUCGUAUACAAUAUACCAGUCCCUUUAAGACUCAUAGAGAUGAUAGAUAGAAUAAAACUAACUCAGAUCGAUAAAUUUGUUUAACUAGUGAAACUUUGACAUAAACCCCCAAGAAUUAAUCUGAUUUCAAGCCUUUUGACAAAUUAACCAUUGACUUACCUUCCAAAUUCAAAAUGUAAUAAAAAGUACAUAAUCAUUGUCCUACAGUUCCAGCAAUUUAGGACCUUUUUGAAUAAUCUUAAAAAAAAGUUAACAUACCAGAAAAUAACACUGAAAAAAAGAUUACUUAAAUUAAUCCCAAAUAAUAAUAAUUAGUAAUAAAAUAGUACGAUUAAUAAAAAAUAUCUGGCAGAUUAUUAAUCACCUUAGAUUAAUGUAUUAAGGAAAUGAGUUAGAAUACAUUUAAAUUAAUAUUAACAACAGAAAAAACCAGUGAAAUAGAUACUUGUACCUCUGUUCUCCAUAACAGUUAAUUAGAAAAUUCAAUUACAAUAGUUUAGAGGAAAUAAUUUAAUGUAAGAUUUUUAAUAUCUAUAUAUAUAGCCUUUGUACAAAGGAAUCCAUUAGAAGAUGAGUGAUAGGGAUCUUUUUUAUAUUCAAUAAAAUUUCUUAAUGAAAAAGUUAAUUGUAAAAGCAAAACAAAUUGAAAAAAGUUCUCCUUUGAAUCCAAGUUUAGAGAUAUUUUUAAAAUGA
Molecule: messenger RNA, 994 nt
Organism: Paramecium pentaurelia
Lineage: Eukaryota; Ciliophora; Oligohymenophorea; Peniculida; Parameciidae
Source: the annotation of a GenBank genome assembly